Molecule: messenger RNA, 1197 nt
Organism: Rhipicephalus microplus (southern cattle tick)
Lineage: Eukaryota; Metazoa; Arthropoda; Arachnida; Ixodida; Ixodidae
Source: RefSeq, a predicted model, not a curated record
UGUAGAAGCGGCAUCGUCGUAAAUAAACCACUCGCAGGACCAUACGCCGUAUAAGGAGAGACACGCUUCAAGAACCGGUGUAUCGACAAAGUAUCUGCGUCAAUAUGGGUUUCAUAACAGUGCUUGGUGUACUUGCCUUGCUGUCUUCAACGAGAGCCGCAAUGUUUCCCAAGACUGGUGCUCCAUGUGACUUCACGGACGUCACCGUAGACGACGAAGUAGUUUCCAGGCUGAUCGCCAGGCUUCCAGAGGGUAUGGAGUCAGGCCCGCAGGAUUACCGCCCAAUUUUCCCUGGCCUCCAAGUCGGUGGGAUCACUGUUCACGGUUUAAGCAAGUUGCGCCAGUUUGGGCCCGUCAUUCCCUACUGCACCAACGGAAGUCGCAUGGUCCAAGUCGAAAUCUACAGCGACGGCGAGACGCAUUUCCUGGCACCGUGGAAGACUUGCUCGGGCGAUAGUGGACACAUUAAAUUUGAUGCAUCACUUACGCGGUUUACCUUCCAGUUUCGCGUAACCGAGUCCACAGCUGCUGGCGUCAAGCUGGAAUUUGAUCGCGCACUUCCGGUUGUUACGCAGGGUGUCCGCAUCUUUGUCGACGGGGCUGCGCCUGCGAUUAGGGCCACUGUCGAAGUUCUGAGUGCACUUUUGCCAGCUUUCACGGAACAUCUGUUUAGCUCACAAUUUUCGCAAAAUGUCAGCAAGGCAUUCCAACUGACGAACCAGUGAAGCGUGCGGAAGAAAAAAAAAGUUGACGAUGACAGUAAGUCGAAAUGCUUGUUCAACACCAAAUCACUGCAACCUCCUGAUAAUCACACACUUUAAAAAACGGGGCGUAAUUUGACUCUUUUUAGCUACUCAUAUGACACUUACGUGCAUACAUCUCUUUUAGAGAGAAGCAGUGACACUUUUUAGGUGAGUUGCAGGGUGUAAUGGCCUCUUCAAGAAAGCACGGUAACUCUAUUCUAUUCUAGUUAGCGACUCUUAAGAGAUAACGACUCUUUCAGGGGAAUAAUGUGCCCCAUGAAUCAUUCCAAUAAAGGUCUAAAUGACUCUACAAAACGUAGUUGUGCGUAGGAGUCACAUAUGUAGCAAAAAGAAUCACAAGACACUUUUUUUCCUUGAGUGCAUGUUGCGAAGACAUAUCCCUGUGGCAAGACAAAGUAUAAAGAUGCCUUCAAUAAAUGAGUUUUAUAAUGUG